Eptesicus fuscus (big brown bat) is the source of this 981-nucleotide messenger RNA. It is a transcript of the gene MPPED1, whose product is annotated as metallophosphoesterase domain containing 1. NCBI's taxonomy places the organism in Eukaryota, Metazoa, Chordata, Mammalia, Chiroptera, Vespertilionidae. Gene Ontology annotation, molecular function: hydrolase activity. The transcript is spliced from 6 exons. The record is from RefSeq and is a predicted model, not a curated record. The coding region runs from base 1 to 981 and encodes 326 amino acids.
AUGUGGCGCGCUAGGUGGGAUCCCGGCGCCCUGAAGGCCGAGGCCCUGGCCCUGCUGCCCUGCGGCCUGGGCAUGGCGUUCUCCCAGUCCCACGUGAUGGCCCCGCGGCGGCACCAGCACGGCCGGCUCCUCAUCGAGGUGGACGAGUACAGCGCCAACCCCACGCAGGCCUUCACCUUCUACAACAUCAACCAGGGCCGCUUCCAGCCGCCGCACGUGCAGAUGGUGGACCCAGUGCCUCACGACGCCCCCAAGCCUCCCGGCUACACCCGCUUCGUCUGCGUGUCCGACACCCACUCCAGGACCGACCCCAUCCAGAUGCCCUACGGCGACGUGCUGAUCCACGCCGGCGACUUCACGGAGCUGGGCCUCCCGAGCGAGGUGAAGAAGUUCAACGAGUGGCUGGGCAGCCUGCCUUACGAGUACAAGAUCGUGAUCGCCGGCAACCACGAGCUGACCUUCGACCAGGAGUUCAUGGCCGACCUCAUCAAGCAGGACUUUUACUACUUCCCGUCCGUGUCGAAGCUGAAGCCGGAGAACUAUGAGAACGUGCAGUCGCUGCUGACCAACUGCAUCUACCUGCAGGACUCGGAGGUCACCGUGCGGGGCUUCCGGAUCUACGGCUCCCCGUGGCAGCCCUGGUUUUACGGCUGGGGCUUCAACCUCCCGCGAGGACAAGCCCUGCUGGAGAAGUGGAACCUCAUUCCCGAAGGCGUGGACGUCCUCAUAACGCACGGACCCCCGCUGGGCUUCCUGGACUGGGUCCCCAAGAAGAUGCAGCGGGUGGGCUGCGUGGAGCUGCUCAACACGGUGCAGAGGCGCGUCCAGCCGCGGCUGCACGUCUUCGGCCACAUCCAUGAAGGGUACGGUGUCAUGGCGGAUGGGACCACCACCUACGUGAAUGCGUCCGUGUGCACCGUGAACUACCAGCCUGUGAACCCACCCAUAGUCAUCGACCUGCCCACGCCCCGGACCUCCUGA